GUCACUGAAGUGGACCCCUGUGACAUUGUUGGACAGUUCUACCAUCCAGAUCAGAAAGCCUAGGACCUGCCUCGUGGGCACACUGGGCACCAUGGACUCCCCAGGGUACAAUUGCUUUGUAGAUAAGGACAAGAUGGAUGCAUCCAUCCAGGACCUGGGGCCAAAGGAGCUGAACUGCACAGAGCUACAGGAGCUGAAGCAGCUGGCACGGCAGGGUUACUGGGCUCAGAGCCACACCCUGCGUGGAAAAGUGUACCAGCGCCUGAUCCGGGACAUCCCCUGCCGCACAGUCACACCUGAUGCCAGCGUGUACAGUGACAUCGUGGGGAAGAUUGUGGGCAAACACAGCAGCAGCAGUCUGCCCUUGCCCGAGUUUGUAGACAACACUCAGGUGCCCACCUACUGCCUGAACACGCGGGGAGAAGGCGCUGUGCGCAAGAUCCUCCUGUGCAUUGCCAACCAGUUCCCCGAUAUCUCCUUCUGCCCUGCCCUGCCUGCCGUGGUGGCCUUGCUACUGCACUACAGCAUUGAUGAAGCGGAAUGUUUUGAAAAGGCCUGCCGAAUCUUAUCCUGCAAUGACCCCACCAAGAAGCUCAUUGACCAGAGCUUCCUGGCCUUUGAGUCUUCCUGUAUGACAUUUGGGGACCUGGUGAACAAGUACUGCCAGGCAGCCCACAAACUGAUGGUGGCUGUGUCAGAGGACGUCCUGCAGGUCUACUCUGACUGGCAGCGGUGGCUCUUUGGGGAGCUGCCCCUCAAUUACUUCGCCCGUGUAUUUGAUGUCUUCCUUGUAGAAGGCUACAAAGUAUUGUACCGAGUCGCCCUGGCCAUCCUCAAGUUCUUCCACAAGGUGAGAGCGGGACAGCCCCUUGAGUCAGACAGUGUAAAGCAAGACAUCCGGAUGUUUGUCAAGGACAUUGCCAAGACAGUGUCCCCUGAGAAACUGCUAGAGAAGGCCUUUGCCAUCCGCCUAUUUUCCCGAAAGGAGAUCCUGCUCCUGCAAAUGGCCAAUGAGAAAGCACUGAGGCAGAAGGGUAUAACUGUCAAACAGAAAAGUGUCUCACUUUCUAAAAGGCAGUUUGUGCACUUAGCUGUCCAUGCAGAGAACUUCCACUCAGAGAUUGUCAGCGUGAAGGAGAUGAGAGACAUUUGGUCCUGGAUCCCUGAGCGCUUUGCCCUCUGCCAACCCCUCCUGCUCUUCUCAUCACUGCAGCAUGGGUACAGCCUAAGCAGGUUCUAUUUCCAGUGUGAAGGACAUGAGCCCACCCUGCUGCUCAUCAAGACCACUCAGAAGGAGGUCUGUGGGGCUUACCUGUCAACAGACUGGAGCGAGAGGAACAAGUUCGGAGGCAAGCUGGGCUUCUUUGGGACUGGAGAAUGCUUUGUUUUUAGGCUCCAGCCAGAAGUGCAGCGCUAUGAGUGGGUGGUCAUCAAACACCCAGAGCUGACCAAGGCAACAUCCCUCAAGUCUCCAGAGGCCGCAGCCAGCCCUUCCCUCACCAGCCACUGCUCUUCAGACCCUGCUGACCGGCUCUCCCCUUUCCUGGCUGCCCGGCACUUCAACCUGCCCUCUAAAACUGAGUCCAUGUUCAUGGCUGGAGGCAACGACUGCCUCAUCAUUGGGGGAGGAGGUGGUCAAGCACUCUACGUUGACGGGGACCUGAAUCGAGGGCGCACUGGACACUGCGACACUUUCAACAACCAGCCCCUCUGCUCUGAGAACUUCUUCAUCGCAGCUGUGGAGGCUUGGGGCUUCCAAGACCCUGACACCCAGUGACGGGCCCGAACUGAUGGUGACAGCCACAUUGUGGGGUGAUGGAACAGAGGCCCGGCUGCCUCUUCAGGGAGCAGGGAGUGAGUGAGAAGUCAACCCCAGAAAGUGGAAAGGUUUGCUGUGCAGUGUGGCUGGCCCUGGCUUGGACUUAGGUUAGGGUCCUGAGCCUUCCUACUUCUGAGCCCCGUCUAGCAUCUCUGUAAGAGACACCCUCUGCCCUCACCCAGGGCCCUGGCUCUGCCACAUGUCCUGUACUCACAAUUGCCAAGGCUACAUUUCCAUGCCCCUGAGCCUCAGCCCCUUAAAAGGAAAGGGCAAAUGAAUCUUCUUGCCAAAUGUGGGCCCAUGGCGCCCCCUGCUGGUGCUUUAACCCUGAAGCACCUCUGAGGUUCUCCUGGGGUACAUUUGCUGCUGCUGUGUAGGCUAGGAUUGGGAAGGGCAGGGUUUGUGAAUUCUGUAGCUCCCCCUAUUCUGGAUGGAAUGAGGGCUGGAGAACUGUCUUUUGUCUUUGUGUUUCUGCAGAGCCUGAAGCUCUUGCUGCGCCUCACUGCGAGACCACACCUGAAGGUGGCCUCCGGAGAGACUUUCUUUGACCAACUUGACCAGUCAGCUCCAUUUCCAGAGUUCUUCUCAGAGCUGACUAGACUCAGUGAGGCCUUUGCCUCUCGUCCCUGUGGCCUCCUUUAAGUCUGUAGUCUUGGUGACUCUUGUACUUCGUUUCCCUGUCACAGUGACCACCAAGCAUGGCAUGCUUGUCCCCAUCCACUUUCUGCCUUCUCCCCAGGCCCUUCGCUCCCCUGGACCUGUUCACACAGCAUCUGAUACACCUGUGUGACCUGAUCCCUCAGCUCGCACUGUGGCUGACCAAGUACCGUAUCUUCUGUGUGUUCCCCUGCCCCUGUUCUGGCCUUCAGGUCUCUGGAUGUCUGUGCUUCCUGAGGCCUGUGCCAGCCUGGUACACACUGGAUGCCAAGGGAGAUGCUGCCUCUGAGGACUAUAGCAAGCUUCAUCCCCCAUGACCUCCCUCGCACCCUGUGACCUCCCUCAGCUGGUCCUGAGGGUCUCGGCACCACAGAGGAAGAGAGAAUAAGCAGUGGCCCAAAUGGCUGUGCUGGGACCAUGGAAGUCAGGAUCAUAAGGACAGGCACCUGGUUCCCACAUGACUGUCUGGCGUGCCUGCGAGUCAGCACGUGUCGGGCCAGUGCUUGUCUCCACGCUGAGACUCACUUUUGCUUCGGAAGGUUCAUCCUUCCCCAUUCCACCGACUCACAUCAGCUCUAGCACGGCCACAGCGGCAGAAGAGGCAGGGCAGGAAGGGGCCUCAUGGAGCUUGGGCUACCUGGUAAUUAUACCUACAGCUUUGGACUCUGCACAGUGGACCAGUCCCCCCACCAUGCUGGCUUCCAGGAUGGGUUCGAGUGACUCUAUAGAGGGAAGAGGAACCGUUGUUGGUCACCUCUACAGAAGGUUGUAAGCCUCACCGCCCCUUCCCCUGAGCCCACUGCCCAGGCCUAUACCUCCAACUCUGGUGUUCAUUUAAUACCAUCUUGAUUUUUUGGUCAUUGUUGUUUCUGGCAAGAUCUUACUAGUUAGCCUAACUGGCCUGGAACUCCCUAUGUAGCCCAGACUAGCCUGGAAAUUGCUAUGUAGCCUAGGUUAGACUCAAAAAUCAUGGUCUCCCUCAGCCUCCUCAGUGCUGGGCUUCUGGGUGUUAGGCCCAGCAGAGUGCUUUGCAGUUUGACUGAGGCGGUUCUGAGUUGGGCUCCAGCCAGAGGCCCCAGGACGUUCCUUCCCAGGCUGUGCUGUGGUGCUGCUCACACAUGCGUUACCACGGAGACUCAAGCCUUUCUGAAGCAAUGAAGUCAAUUGGGAGUAUGUGCAGGGCUCUACAGGGCUCCAGACUGCUGGGACCUUGUGUUCUGUGUGGCCCCCACUGGCAGUCCCAGGGGUCUAGCCCAAGGAGACUGAUGGAUGCUUAGUCGUGAUUACAUCAUAACCAAAGUUCUUAGCUUUUCUCCCAUAACAUACCCAGUUCUUUACAUUUAAUGUCCUUUUUUUCCUGACUUCUACCAAAAAGUGUAUAUUGUUUUCUUUAUAUUUUUAUUCUUAUCACUGUUCUUAUCUGAUACUAAGUGUUCUCACUUAGUAUUUGUUUUAUUAAUGUUUUCUAUUAUUUAUUAGCUUUUGAUGUUAAAAAAAAACAAGCCAAAAUAUGAUGGCAUUGUAUAAGAAGUUAUAUUUUAGCAGCAUUCACACAUUUGUUUUUAAAACAAAUACUUAAUCUAAUUUAAGCCCAUUCAUUAACUAAGUUUGUUAAUAUAUACCAUAUGCCUUUGGGGCCUCAGAAGCUCAGUUUAUACUUUGGUUUGGUUUAGUUUGUGACAAGAGUCAGUUUCAUGCAGCUCAGGCAAGCCUUGAGCUAACUGUGUAGCUGAAGCUGUCCUUGAAUUCAUCUUCCUGCUUCCAUCCUCUACAUAUUUGCAUUACGGGUAUGUGCCACCAUGCCUGGUGAUAAUCAGCUCAUUU
Molecule: messenger RNA, 4300 nt
Organism: Mus pahari (shrew mouse)
Lineage: Eukaryota; Metazoa; Chordata; Mammalia; Rodentia; Muridae
Gene: Tbc1d24
Product: TBC1 domain family member 24
Exons: 8
Coding region: 92-1777 (561 amino acids)
Source: RefSeq, a predicted model, not a curated record